CUUUGUAGAAAAUCCCCUCGUCCCGCUAAAAUGUACCCCUAAUGGCGACGUGUCCCGCCACUCCUUAAUUACUACUCGUCUACUCCCCUAGGCGUUAUCCUACACCCAGGCGCAUGUUAGUCUAAAUUUUGGCCCAUAUUAGUGGCAAUUUUAAUCUUCCAUUAAACUCGAGGUUGGCUUUGGAUUCAAUGGUGUAUCAAGCUAGAACAAGGAAACGGGUCCACGGUAUCCAAAUACGUCGUGGUCCCGACGGCAGUGCCUUUCAAAAAUGUGAAAUAUGUGGCAUUUCAAUGGCUGUCGCAUUGGCUGACAUGCACGAAUGUGAACCAAGAAAGGGUUAUAAGAAACUGAAAUGCCAACCCCUGCGCACAAUCGUUGUUAAAGAGCAGAGGAAGAUUGACCAACCCAGAUCAGCUUUUCGAGUUUUCAUGGAGGAAUUUGUGAAGACAAACAUAGACGGGAAUGCGUUAGAAGUGGAUAAGAAAGGUUUUGAGACAUGGAAAAAUAUGACACGUGAGGAGAGGUUCUUGUACUUCAUGAAAGCCGAUCAAAUUAAUCUUGCAUACUUGAAGCUUUUGCGUAGAGAGGAGAAUGUUAUGCAAUGGAGGGCAGACGACGAGGCGGAUUCUGCUGAAGUUGGCAAGUACGAUUGGAAUUAUGAAUAUUAUGAUUAUUAUGAUUCUGAAUCUUCUGGGGAUUUGAUUCUGGCGUGAGACAAAGAAGAGCUUUGACACCACUGAGAGGGAAGGUUUGUUUCCAUGGACAGCUGGUAUAAAAACUUGAGGAUUGAACAUCAUUUUGAGGGCUCCAUGCUUUGAAUUGAUGGAGCCUUUACGUCAACGGCUGGCAUCUGUUUUUGUGCAGAAGUCUUGUCCAUUCCUACCUUAUUGGAGGCAAGUCAGGUUGGUUGGCUAUUUGUUACUAUAGGAGUUAGGAUAUUGAACAUCCAGAUACAUUUUCUUAGACAAUCACCAGUGAUACAUAUCUUGAGAUCAGCCAGGAGCCUUGUAUAGGAUGUUUUUUUGGUAAAGGUUCGCAUUUGAUUUGUAUGCUUCCUCCUGGAAUAGGGCCUAUGUGUACAGUCUAUUAUGAAAUGUGCAUGUUCAUUUGAUUAUUUAUAUUUGAGUGUGACAGUGGAUGGUCA
Molecule: messenger RNA, 1144 nt
Organism: Nicotiana attenuata
Lineage: Eukaryota; Viridiplantae; Streptophyta; Magnoliopsida; Solanales; Solanaceae
Product: high mobility group B protein 7
Exons: 7
Coding region: 189-713 (174 amino acids)
Source: RefSeq, a predicted model, not a curated record